Diatraea saccharalis (sugarcane borer) is the source of this 1376-nucleotide messenger RNA. The record is from the annotation of a GenBank genome assembly. NCBI's taxonomy places the organism in Eukaryota, Metazoa, Arthropoda, Insecta, Lepidoptera, Crambidae.
GUGUGGCAGUGGCAGCCGCAGCGCAGGCCCGCAGUUUCAAAGAGUAGCGCAGUUUGUUUUGGAUCUGCCGCUUUAAACUCUGUUGGGAGUUACAAUAUAACUUUUCGCGCUUAUUACUAAAAAAACGACCUCUGUGAUAGCAGUAAAGCAAUAAGAAAUGUGUUUGUGUUAUUUGAAACUGUUAGAAUGUUUCGUACAGUGGUAAGGUUAACGCCGUCUUUUCUUAUGCCUAUAUUUAGGAGUCGUAAUAACAACGACAAUGAUUUACUCAACAAAAAUGAAGACGCUUCUAAUAGUGGCUGGGAAAGGGUAAAAAAGAUGUAUACUAGGAAUGAGUUUGAAGAAGUAUCAUUUGAAUUACACAAUGUAAUACAAUCAGCGUGUUGUGGAGCAUUUGUUGGUGCAUGUUUUGGAGGGUUUGUCAAAUCAAGAAAUGCAUAUCUGUAUUUUAUAGAAAAUAACCAGGCAACAAUAUUCAAAUCUACUACUGAUGCAAAGAAAAAACUGCAAGAUCAUGUAACAAUAGCCUUUGCCAAAGGUGCAUACACUUAUGGUUGGAGAUUAGCAAUAUUUACUGGACUGUUUAGUUUAAUAGCUACCACAAUAUCAGUUUAUAAAGAUGAAACUAGUUUAGUCGAAUAUAUUACUGCUGGCGCGUUAACUGGAGCUCUUUAUAAAGCAAACUUAGGCUUAGCUGCUACAUUUGUUGGAGCAGGACUCGGUGCUGUGUUAAGUGCGAUAGCAGGUUUAGCAAUUUUAGGUUUAUUAAAAGUCACUGGAAUUACUAUGCAGGACAUUAGAAGAGCUAUGUACAGAAUCAAAGAAGCAAGACAAGACCAGUACAACCAAGCAUUGGAAAAGUCAGCAAAAAUUAAAAACGACGAACUCACGAUGCACCACGACUCUUUAGUAGCAAUGAAAGGAGAAAAGAAUGUAGGAGAAUUAGUAGAUUAAUUCCAAUGUCUUUCUUAAGAAAUGAUUUCAUUAACCAGUAGAGGUGCUACUGUAGAUGUUAUAAAGGAUAUAUUCUAUCUAGAUUCACUAUUUAUGAGUUUCUUUUGAAAGGAAAAUAUUAAUUUAUUUACUUUAACUUUUACAAUGAGUGGACUAGAGACUCUUUCUUCUUUGCCAUGUUAAUUGAGACUCACAAUGUUUACUCAAUAAAUUAUUCAAAUAAUAAUUGUCAUUUUGUUUAACUAAAUGGUGUUAAUCAAGCAGGGUAAUAAAAAAUCUGUCUGCAUUUUUAUUGUUAUAAAAAUUGAAUGUAAUCAUUUAAAAGGAGGUUUAACUGCUUUGCUCGGUGAUCACCAAAUAGCUAAUAAUCAUUAUUUUGUUUUAAGGUAGUAAAUCAAUAUACUUAUUUAAUUACGUUAUGU